CACGGGACGUGUGAGUGGUAUGAAACAAGCGGUAGUAACAAAGGUUCUGCAACACAGCAAUACUCUAGUCUGCAGUCAUGAACGGCUACACAAGCAUAUCUGUGUUUUUCUUGCACCUCUAACAGAGACUCUGUCUCACACUCUUCGGGCGUGUUGCAUCACGCAUAAUGUCCGCUGUAAACAUCACAACGAAAUUGCGUAACAGCUUGCGAGGCAACUGCUGCACCGAAGUACUAACAUUGUUAUGGAGCCGAGGAUACCGACCGCCACCUCAUUCAGCAAACCAGACUUGCUUGCGCUUAAACAUUCCACAACUCACAUUGUGGAUGUAGUCAUUUGUGACGGGUACCGAAUGGAAUGUAUGUACAAAUUGAAAGCGGAUAACUAUGUGUCAGUGGGGAAUGCAACAGCCAUAUCGCGAUAUAUACGAGAACAAUCUCCUGUGACGAGGAAUAUUAUUCACCACCCAGACAUUAUCAGUAAACGAGAGCUGUUAUACUCCACUUCAGCCAAACGGCUUACUGCACUCGGAUUGACAUCACUUGAAAUCUCUGACCACUGUGUUUCGACGCUUCAUCUUACUCAGCAGGUGUAAAACGCCUACAUGCGAGACGCUUUAUCACGCCUUACAUAACAUACAUCCCAUCACACACGGUGACAGUUGACGCGAUUCCGACCACUGUUUGGUGUUGUUAUUGCA
This is a messenger RNA of Dicrocoelium dendriticum, 700 nucleotides long. Lineage: Eukaryota; Metazoa; Platyhelminthes; Trematoda; Plagiorchiida; Dicrocoeliidae. The record is from the annotation of a GenBank genome assembly.